AUGGAGCUUCACGCUGUCAUCGCGAGGCAGAACGCCCCUCAAAUUUUCACCAUCGGCCCCAACGAGCCGCCCUUCAGCAGCACCUCCCUCACGGCCAACCUCGUCACGCGCGUCGCCCUUGCCGUCGUCGCCAACCUUGUCUGCCUCGUGCCGCUUCGCCUCCUCUACCGCAACGGCGAGUUCGCUGCUACCGUCCUCAUCGUCGUCAUAGAAGUCAAGAACGUCUUCACUAUCCUCAUGGCGCUGCUUUGGCAAACCGACGACGUUGAGGCGUGGUGGCCUGGCUACGGCCUCUGCGACGCCGAGCCCUUCGUAUACAACGGUUGCGCUGGUGUCUUCGUCACUUGUCUGCUCGCCAUAAUGCGCAACCUCGCGCACCAGGUUGGCGUCAUGCGCGCGAACCCAAUGACGGUCCGCGAGAGGAGGCGCCGCAACCUGAUACAGGCGCUUAUCAUCUUCCCGCUGCCACUGGUGCAGUUGGCAUUCACAUGGCCGCUUACUGCUCGACGCUAUGCCGUCGGUACGUUGAUGGGAUGCAGUUGGGUGCCGUCUUCUACUUGGCCGUUUCUGGUCUUCUUUGUAAUCGCUCAGCUAGUGAUUUCCGUCGUCGCUGCCAUCUACGCAGUUAUAACUUUCUUUCGCUUCCGUCAAGUUACCAAAACCACUAUUUCGGCCCUCGGCAGCAACCGCGCUGCGUUCCUACGAAGCCAAAGGAGCAAACAUCGUUUAUACCUCGUGGUUGUAUCCAUUCUCGUUCCUUUCCUACCCAUAUCCGUCACUCUGUGCGUUAUCAACGUUCAAACCAUGGGAGCCCUAGAGCCCUUCGAUUUCCACGCCAUCCACUACUCGCCAACGUCAUCGCCGCCAUGGGGCUCCAUCGUCUACAUCCCCAGUCACCUCAACAACUUUGGCAGCCUCAACAACGGAUACAUCUCCAUCCUAACUGCCAUCCCCAUCUUCCUCUUCUUCGGCAUGACUAAGGACGCAAUGAACUCGUAUCGCGCCGUCUUACUCCAUGUGGGAUUUGGCAAGAUUUGGCCGGAUCUACACAACGAGUACGAUCCGGACAGAAAGGCGAUGCAGGCGGCCGCGUCGGCCGGAUACAUAACUCGUGUCUCUGCAAAAACGAAGAUGUCGCAGACCUCUUCCCACUACAAGCUCACAGCCCAUGCCAGCAUCUCGUCCGGCGACAGCAUCACGGGUGUCACGAGCCUCUCCCAUCUACUCACACCGCGCCUCGCGGCCUCCCUCCGCGGCAGCCCCUACAGCGACUAUCCCAUUGUGCCGCCGCCGGCGUCGAGAUGGAUGAGCCGUCUACCCCGAAACCCAUUCCCCUUCCGAAACAAGACGGACGGAAUACAGCUCGCUCCUUCCCCACCCUCAUCACAUCCCCCGAGGCUGCCUCCCCUCGACACCCAUGCGUCUGAGUUUGUUUUCACUUCAGAGCCGAAACGACGAUAA
Molecule: messenger RNA, 1461 nt
Organism: Cordyceps fumosorosea ARSEF 2679
Lineage: Eukaryota; Fungi; Ascomycota; Sordariomycetes; Hypocreales; Cordycipitaceae
Product: a-pheromone receptor PreA
Exons: 3
Coding region: 1-1461 (486 amino acids)
Biological process (GO): G protein-coupled receptor signaling pathway
Cellular component (GO): membrane
Molecular function (GO): mating-type factor pheromone receptor activity
Source: RefSeq, a predicted model, not a curated record